Messenger RNA from Penicillium verhagenii, 477 nucleotides. RefSeq lists its product as uncharacterized. The coding region runs from base 1 to 477 and encodes 158 amino acids. Lineage: Eukaryota; Fungi; Ascomycota; Eurotiomycetes; Eurotiales; Aspergillaceae. The transcript has a single exon. The record is from RefSeq and is a predicted model, not a curated record.
AUGCAGCAUCUCCAUUUGACACUUUGCGUAUGGCAGAUCAUAUUUCGCAACUUGAAGCAUGACUUUGAAACACGUAAUACUGUCACCCGCUCAAGCACCGCAUUCCUAUCGCCUAAACAGCCACUUCCAGAAGCAGCGUCAGCAUCCACUCUACCAGAGAAAGAAGUCACCGAACGGUUCUCCAUGACACUUGAAGAGAGGAAGCAGGAACCUCAACAGACCUACUCUCCCGAAUCCUCUCAAACUCUGCAACCUCUCCUCUCAGCAUCCGUUGCUACCUCCGGACAAGACCAACGACCUACGUCACCUCGGUUCUUCAACGCCCUAUCAUAUUUACCGCAGCUACCUCCCAGGAUCUAUCAAUCUGCCCUUUCCCCCAAAUGCCCAUUCACAAUCAAGGACCUUUCCCGCCGUUUCUAUCGUAAAAUUUCGCCAUUGAGACGCGACAUGAGAAACAGUAAACGCUCGGUCAAUUGA